This is a messenger RNA of Verruconis gallopava, 721 nucleotides long. RefSeq lists its product as uncharacterized. Gene Ontology annotation, molecular function: structural constituent of ribosome. The record is from RefSeq and is a predicted model, not a curated record. Gene Ontology annotation, biological process: cytoplasmic translation. The coding region runs from base 83 to 460 and encodes 125 amino acids. The transcript is spliced from 4 exons. NCBI's taxonomy places the organism in Eukaryota, Fungi, Ascomycota, Dothideomycetes, Venturiales, Sympoventuriaceae. Gene Ontology annotation, cellular component: cytosolic large ribosomal subunit; ribosome.
CUGAAUUUCCAAUCCAGACUUCAACGAAAAACGGAAAUUUUGUCGCUUCGAUCGUCUCUUUAACAACAUCCAAACAGUCGUCAUGGCCAAAGACAAGAAGCCCGCGCCUACCAAGCGUAGCGCCGUUCAUGAUGUCGUCGCACGCGAAUACACGAUCCACCUGCACAAGCGAGUUCACGGUGUGAGCUUCAAGAAGCGAGCUCCUCGCGCCAUCAAGGAGAUCAAAGAAUUUGCCUACAAGCAGAUGGGCACCAAGGAUGUCCGCCUAGAUCCCCAGCUUAACAAGAAGGUGUGGGAGCAGGGCAUUAAGGGCGUUCCUUUCAGAAUCCGAGUUCGCAUCUCGAGAAAGCGUAACGACGAGGAGGGUGCUAAGGAAAAGCUGUUCAGUUUCGUCCAGGCUGUCAAUGUCAAGAAUCCCAAGGGACUGCAAACUGUGCUUGUUGAGGAGGAAGAGUCGUGAACUUCAUCAAAUGUUGCGCAUGAAGAACCCGAAGGAACUGCAAACUAUGCUAGCUGAGGGGUCAUGAACCUCAUCAACCAAGCUGAGCAUGAUGACAGAUGGAGAACUAUACCUUUGCAUCAACGGCGUCGGAGUCUUAAUCAAAUGGUCAGCUAUUAUCUAGCAUUGAGAGCAGGACAGUCACGCAAUUGUUGGAACACGAAGCAAAAUUCGAAGACGACAUGAACGUGUUUCACUAUUCAUGCCUAAUUUCUGUCGCCA